AUGCCGAAGAACAGCAAGGUGACCCAGCGUGAACACAGCAAUGAGCAUGUCACCGAGUCCGUGGCUGAUUUGCUGGCCCUCGAGGAGCCUGUGGACUAUAAGCAGAGUGUACUGAAUGUGGCCGGCGAGACAGGUGGCAGGCAGAAGGCAGCGGAGGAGGAGCUGGACGCGGAGGACCGGCCAGCCUGGAAUAGCAAGCUGCAGUACAUCCUGGCCCAAAUCGGCUUUUCUGUGGGCCUGGGCAACAUCUGGAGGUUCCCCUACCUGUGCCAGAAAAAUGGAGGAGGUGCCUACCUGGUGCCCUACCUGGUGCUGCUGAUCAUUAUUGGCAUCCCCCUCUUCUUUCUGGAGCUGGCUGUGGGCCAGAGGAUCCGCCGUGGCAGCAUCGGUGUGUGGCACUACGUGUGCCCCCGCCUGGGGGGCAUCGGCUUUUCCAGCUGUAUUGUCUGCCUCUUCGUUGGGCUGUACUACAACGUGAUCAUUGGGUGGAGCGUCUUCUACUUCUUCAAGUCUUUCCAGUACCCCCUGCCCUGGAGCGAAUGUCCUGUCAUUAGGAAUGGGACUACAGCAGUGGUGGAGCCUGAGUGUGAGAAGAGCUCAGCCACUACAUACUUCUGGUAUCGAGAGGCCUUGGACAUCUCCAACUCCAUCUCAGAGAGCGGAGGCCUCAACUGGAAGAUGACACUCUGCCUCCUCGUGGCCUGGAGCAUCGUGGGCAUGGCAGUAGUCAAGGGCAUCCAGUCCUCUGGAAAGGUAAUGUAUUUCAGCUCCCUCUUCCCCUACGUGGUGUUGGCCUGCUUCCUGGUUCGGGGGCUGCUGCUGCGAGGGGCGGUUGAUGGCAUCCUGCACAUGUUCACCCCUAAGCUGGACAAGAUGCUGGACCCCCAGGUGUGGCGGGAGGCAGCCACACAGGUCUUCUUUGCCCUGGGGCUGGGCUUUGGAGGUGUCAUCGCCUUUUCCAGCUACAACAAGCAGGACAAUAACUGCCACUUCGAUGCUGCCCUGGUGUCCUUCAUCAACUUCUUCACCUCGGUGUUGGCCACCCUCGUGGUGUUUGCUGUGCUGGGCUUCAAAGCCAACAUCAUGAAUGAGAAAUGUGUGGUCGAGAAUGCUGAGAAAAUUCUAGGGUACCUCAACUCCAACGUCUUGAGCCGGGACCUCAUUCCACCCCAUGUCAACUUCUCACACCUGACCACCAAGGACUACUCAGAGAUGUACAAUGUCAUCAUGACUGUUAAGGAAAACCAGUUCUCAGCCCUGGGCCUGGAUCCCUGCCUUCUGGAGGAUGAGCUGGACAAGUCUGUGCAGGGCACAGGCCUGGCCUUCAUCGCCUUCACUGAGGCCAUGACACAUUUCCCGGCCUCCCCCUUCUGGUCUGUCAUGUUCUUCCUGAUGCUCAUCAACCUGGGACUGGGCAGCAUGAUCGGGACCAUGGCAGGAAUCACCACACCUAUCAUCGACACCUUCAAGGUGCCCAAGGAGAUCUUCACAGUGGGCUGCUGUGUCUUUGCAUUCUUCGUGGGGCUGUUGUUCGUCCAGCGCUCCGGAAACUACUUUGUCACCAUGUUUGAUGACUACUCGGCCACCCUGCCACUCACCGUCAUCGUCAUCCUUGAGAACAUCGCUGUGGCCUGGAUUUAUGGAACCAAGAAGUUCAUGCAGGAGCUAACGGAGAUGCUGGGCUUCCGACCCUACCGCUUCUAUUUCUACAUGUGGAAGUUCGUGUCUCCGCUGUUCAUGGCUGUUCUCACCACAGCCAGCAUCAUCCAGCUGGGGGUGUCACCCCCAGGCUACAGUGCCUGGAUUAAAGAGGAGGCUGCUGAGCGCUACCUGUACUUCCCCAACUGGGCCAUGGCGCUGCUGAUCACCCUCAUUGCUGUGGCCACCCUGCCCAUCCCUGUGGUGUUCAUCCUGCGGCACUUCCACCUGCUCUCUGACGGCUCCAACACCCUCUCUGUGUCCUACAAGAAGGGCCGGAUGAUGAAGGACAUCUCCAAUCUGGAGGAGAAUGAUGAGACCCGCUUCAUCCUCAGCAAGGUGCCCAGUGAGGCACCCUCCCCCAUGCCCACCCACCGCUCCUAUCUGGGGCCUGGCAGCACAUCACCCCUGGAGACCAGCGGCAAUCCCAAUGGACGCUAUGGAAGUGGCUACCUCCUGGCCAGCACCCCUGAGUCAGAGCUGUGA
This is a messenger RNA of Peromyscus eremicus (cactus mouse), 2184 nucleotides long. RefSeq names its product solute carrier family 6 member 17 (gene Slc6a17). Gene Ontology annotation, cellular component: plasma membrane; synaptic vesicle. Lineage: Eukaryota; Metazoa; Chordata; Mammalia; Rodentia; Cricetidae. The coding region runs from base 1 to 2184 and encodes 727 amino acids. The transcript is spliced from 11 exons. The record is from RefSeq and is a predicted model, not a curated record. Gene Ontology annotation, biological process: proline transport; sodium ion transmembrane transport; alanine transport.